Messenger RNA from Cervus elaphus (red deer), 2695 nucleotides. It is a transcript of the gene WDR86, whose product is annotated as WD repeat domain 86. Gene Ontology annotation, molecular function: protein binding. The coding region runs from base 816 to 2564 and encodes 582 amino acids. The record is from RefSeq and is a predicted model, not a curated record. NCBI's taxonomy places the organism in Eukaryota, Metazoa, Chordata, Mammalia, Artiodactyla, Cervidae. The transcript has 6 exons.
UUCACGUCUCGUCCCAGGUGGGCCGGGAACUGAGACAAGUUUUAAUUGUUAUUAAAAAAAACACGUAACAUAAAGUUUGCCAUCUUAACCAUCUUUAAUGUCCAGUUCAGAGAUACUAAACUUCAAAAAUGUCAUGCAACCAUCACCCCCACCACCUCCAGGACUUUUUCAUGGUCCCCACUGAACAAUAACUCCCCUUCUCCCUUCCCAGCCCCUGGCUCCCACCAUUCUGCUUCUCCUCUGGGAACCUGACUCCCGUGGGUUCCCUGUGUAAGUGGGAUUUGUCUUUUUAUGAUAUUAUUUUAUACAUAUUACUUUGUCAUUUGUGACAGGCACGUUUCCCUCCACUCAGUGUCCCCAAGGCUGUGACACGGGGCAGAAUGUCCCUCCUUUUGAAAGCCAAACCCUCUUCCCUCGUGUGGAUCUAAUUCGUCUUCCUUAUCCUUCAUCCGUCCACGGACACUUGAGCUGCUUCCACUGACUUUGUGAGUGAUGCUGCUGUGAACCUGGGUGUGCAAAUCUCUCUCCCAGGCCCUGCUUUCCCUUCUUCUGGAUGCAAACCCACAAGUGGGAUUGCUGAGUCAUCUCAUAUGUGUUUUUAAAAGGGCAUGUAGGAGCCCAGGGAAGACGCUCAGACAGAAACAAAAUCGUUCGUAGCUUUGUCCUGGCCAGGAAGCGUUCCGUAAAAAAAGCAGCCCUGGGUUUUCAGCACAGAUGGGAAGGAAGCCCACACUGGUGAUUCAUUCUCCAGCCCUGUGGAGACCACCGUCCUCAGGAGGAGAGCUCCCCCAUGGGAGCGGAUCAAGGAGAAUGGGAUGGAGGCAGACAGCAGUUUGGUCGAGGUUGAGGGACCAGAGAGGCUGGGACUGAGGACACGAGAGCUACGUGACCUUCUGCCAGCUGGAGGACGAGGCCGCCUUUACCUGCAGCGCCGACUGCACCAUCAGGAAGUGGGAUGUGCUGACCGGGCAGUGUCUGCAGGUGUUCCGGGGACACACGUCCAUCGUGAACAGGAUCCUGGUUGCCAACAAGCAGCUCUUCAGCGGCUCCUACGACAGGACGGCCCGCGCCUGGAGCGUGGACAGGGGGCAGGUGGCCCGGGAGUUCCGGGGUCACCGCAACUGUGUGCUGACCCUGGCCUACGCCGGGGCGCCCUGCGUGGAGGAGGCCGUGGCCGGGGGCCUCCUGGUGACGGGCAGCACGGACGGCACGGCCAAGGUGUGGCAGGUGGCCAGUGGCUGCUGCCAUCAGACGCUGCGGGGCCACACGGGCGCCGUGCUCUGCCUGGUGCUGGACGCGCCAGGCCACACGGCCUUCACGGGCAGCACGGAUGCCACCGUCCGCGCCUGGGACAUCCUGAGCGGCCAGCAGCUGCGCGUGUUCCGGGAGCACCAGGGCUCCGUCAUCUGUCUGGAGCUGGUAAACCAGCACGUGUACUCGGGCAGCGCCGACAGGACGGUCAAGUGCUGGCUGGCAGACACCGGCGAGCGCGUGCGCACGUUCACGGCCCACAGACACAGCGUGAGCGCCCUCAAGUACCACGCGGGCACCUGACAGGGCAGGCUGACCCGAAGCCCAAGGGCGGUGGGGCCGUCGCAGCCCUGCAGAGCCGGCUGCGGCCCACACGGGGCGCCUCGGGACCCCGGCUCCCCACGCUGACCUUGAGGGAACGUACUAAAGAUCGUGAAGUGUUCACGGGCAGCGGGGACGCCCGCGCGCGCGCCUUCGACGCCCAGUCCGGAGCACUGCGGAGGGUGUUCCGCGGCCACGCCUUCGUCAUCAACUGCAUCCAGGUAGGCGCUCCGCCCUCUCCCGGGGCCGCGGCUGGUUGGCAGUGGUUGGUGGAGCGCCCUCGGAAGGGAAGGGCUGAGGGCCCCCGACCCCCACCUCCCGGGCAGCCGCGCGCCCCCGCGGGCAGAGCCUCCUUGGGCCGAGGCCGCCCAGGGCUGAGCCGUCCGCUUGCGUCGGCCGGGGCGGGUCCGCGUCCAGGCGACCCCGGAGCGGCGGGGAGGAGCCGGGUGGGGCGGCGGGGUGCCCCCCGCUGCCGGCCGCCCACGCCCCGCGCCCGCAGGUGCACGGCCAGGUGCUCUACACCGCCUCGCACGACGGCGCGCUGCGCCUCUGGGACGUUCGCGGCCUCCCGCCGCCGCGCGCCGCCGCCCCCAAGCGCAGCCUCUCGCGCCUCUUCAGCAACAAGGUGGGCUGCGCCGCCGCCGCCGCGCCGCUGCAGCCGGCCUGAGACGCCCCGACGGCGCCCCAGACACCGACCCGCGAGGAGCGCGGCGCUCCCGCCCGUCCCCGGGGCCCCGACCGGCGCGGCGGGUGCUGCUUCGCCCUCGCGCCGGCGGCCUUCCGAAGCCCUCGCCGAGCCGCCCGCCCCUCCGUCCGUCCCUCCCGGGACCCUCCCGCGACUCUCAGGGUCUCCAGCCGCCCGGAUCCCGGGCGCCCGAGGUCCCGGGAAGCCAAGUCUUUUCCUGCUGAGCGAGACGGACGCUUCAAAAAAGGCACGGACUGGGAUUUUCCCCUGGCGGUCCCGUGUUUCUGACUGGGCGCUUUCACGGUAGGAACCCUGGGUUCAAUCCCCGGUCGGGGAGCUAAAAUAACACGAGCCGCGCCCAAGACAAAACCCCACGGACUGUCGUUAUCUUGGCAGAUUGUCCGCUUGUGAAGGAUGAAAUACAGGUCCUUGAAAGUG